UACUGUGACUGUCAACGCAAUGAGUAACCAUCAACAAUACCACGCGUACUGUACUCCCCCACCGCAAACACCAUGGCAGAGAAGGCACAAAAUCCCAUGAAGGAGCUCCGCAUCGCCAAGCUUGUCCUUAACAUUUCUUUGGGCGAGUCUGGUGAUCGUCUUACCCGUGCUGCCAAGGUUUUGGAGCAACUCUCCGGUCAAACUCCCGUCUUCUCCAAGGCCCGUUACACCAUUCGUCGUUUUGGUAUCCGUCGUAACGAGAAGAUCGCCGUCCACGUUACCGUCCGUGGUCCCAAGGCUGAAGAGAUCUUGGAGCGUGGUCUCAAGGUCAAGGAGUUCGAGCUCAAGAGAAGAAACUUCUCCGCUACCGGUAACUUCGGUUUUGGUAUCCAAGAGCACAUUGACUUGGGUAUCAAGUACGACCCUUCUAUCGGUAUUUACGGUAUGGACUUCUACGUUGUCAUGGACCGCCCUGGUAUGCGUGUUGCUCGUCGUAAGGCUCAACGCUCUCGCAUUGGUGCUCCUCACAAGAUCAACGCCGACGACACCAUCCAGUGGUUCAAGCAAAAGUACGACGCUAUUGUCUUGAACAAGUAGAUUUAGCCUUUAAAUCAAACUUGGUGAGCGUUAAGAGA
Messenger RNA from Schizosaccharomyces japonicus yFS275, 635 nucleotides. Its product is annotated as 60S ribosomal protein L11. Gene Ontology annotation, molecular function: structural constituent of ribosome. The transcript has a single exon. The coding region runs from base 73 to 597 and encodes 174 amino acids. The record is from RefSeq and is a predicted model, not a curated record. Lineage: Eukaryota; Fungi; Ascomycota; Schizosaccharomycetes; Schizosaccharomycetales; Schizosaccharomycetaceae. Gene Ontology annotation, biological process: translation. Gene Ontology annotation, cellular component: ribosome.